Messenger RNA from Zasmidium cellare ATCC 36951, 891 nucleotides. RefSeq lists its product as uncharacterized. The record is from RefSeq and is a predicted model, not a curated record. The transcript is spliced from 3 exons. Lineage: Eukaryota; Fungi; Ascomycota; Dothideomycetes; Mycosphaerellales; Mycosphaerellaceae. Bases 1 to 891 code for a protein of 296 amino acids. Gene Ontology annotation, biological process: mitochondrial citrate transmembrane transport.
AUGCUAAUCGAUGCCAAGGAUCCUAACACGCCAGCGAUAGUAUCUCUGCUGGCUGGUGGCUUUGCAGGAGCUGUCGAAGGAGCUGCAACGUACCCCUUUGAGUUCGCAAAGACUCGUGUCCAGCUCCGAGAGCAGAAAGGUCAACCAACACCGAAGAAUCCAUUCCGGGUAGUGUACCAGGUCUACGCGUCCGAAGGCGUCAAAGCCCUUUACAAAGGAUGUCUACCUUUAGUCGUCGGUAGCGUUGCCAAGGAUGGAAUUCGAUUCCUGUCCUUCGACACCAUCAAGAACACUUUCAAGGACCCGGAGAGUGGAACACUCUCGCCACUUCGUAAUCUCCUCUCGGGCAUGGCAUCCGGCGUCGUGGCAUCCUUCACGGCUGUCACGCCGACGGAGCGGAUCAAGACUGCAUUGAUUGAUGAUGCGAGGAAUGACAAGAGAUUCAAGUCUGCUACGCAUUGCAUCAAGACGAUAUUGGCGGAAGACGGUCUGAUGGGACUGUACCGUGGACUUGCGGGCACGACGUUGAAGCAAGCUGGUGCGACCGCCUUUCGCAUGGGCACCUACAAUAUCUUAAAGGACUACGAGCGAAAACGAGAUAUCCAACAGACAACUCUUACUAAUUUUGCCAACGGCUCAGUAGCCGGAACUGUGACUACGCUAGCGACCCAGCCUUUCGACACGAUCAAGACGAGAUGUCAAAGUUCAAAAGGUGCCAGCACUGUUGAUGCCUUCCGAAGUAUCGUCGCCGAUUACGGAGUCAAGGGGUUCUGGAAAGGAACGACCAUGCGGCUUGGACGGACGGUAUUCAGUGGUGGUAUUUUGUUUACGACGUACGAAUGGGCGGCUGCUAUCUUGAAUCCUCUGUUUAUGAGAGAGCAGCAUGCGUAG